AUGAGUGUGCGUGGGGAGGAGGAUAUGGUGCUCAGCACAAGUGUGCUGCGGCUCCCACGGCAGUAUGACGCAUCCGACUUCCUGCAGGCGUGUUCACUCAAAGAGCAGUAUCGGAUUCUUGCAAGCAUCUGUCGUAGUGAGAGCCACCACCCGUUGCGGUGUUCAGCAGGCGACGGCGGCAGCAACAGCAGCAGCACACGCCGCGGCGACGGUUGCGUGAAUGCCACCGAGAAAGCUGAGCAGCAGCAGCAGCAGCAGCAUGAUGGCGUCUCCGACGUUUAUUACUCCGCUCGCCUGCUUGCCUUCAUAAGUGGUUGUGGGCAAGAAACAGGGACGCUGAAUGUGCUCAAGAAGGAGCACCUCCGGCAACAUCGGCAGAGGGAGCAGGAAGAAGCCGAGGCGGCCGAGCGCGCACGACUUGCGCAAGAAGCAGCAGCAGCGGCAGAAGCGGACGGAGAGGAAGCGGCCAACCAGGAGAUUUGGUACGACGAAGAGGGUGGCUACUACUACGACAGCUAUGGCUACUACGAUGAGGAAGGGAACUAUUACUACUUUGAAGGAGCGGAUCCGGGAGAGCAGGCGGGACAAGAGGUGGAGGUGGCAAACAAAGAAACUGGUGCACAAGCCCAGGAAGCAGAAAGCGAAGGUGUGGCGUGUGAAUUUCAAGGCGAGUCGGAAGCGGAGCCGCCCUCGUGUUGCGAAGAUGCCUUUGCGACUGAAUUGUCUCACAGCGUGAGCGAUGACGCGGAGGCGGAGUUGGUAACGACUCUUCGCGUUGUGCCAGAUGAAAGUCGACUGGCGCUGCCGCCCUUAUUUCGUGGCGUCUGCGCCUUGGAGCGUGCUUUCCAAGUUCUUGAACAGUCGUUCCCUUCUGUGAAUGCGUUUCUGCGAGACAAUGGGCUCUUUCCCUCCGUUCCGGUCUGCGGCGUUGCCAACUCAGGCACCGCUAGGGUGGAAGCUGUUGAGAAGGUGCGCCCCGAAUGCAUUCAUGUUGUCGCCAGCAGGCAACAUUUACAUAUUGUGUAUGUGCCAACCCCCUUUGCUAAUGGGCGAGGGCAGCACGCAGAGGACGAGGCGAGGGAGAAGUUGGACGCCGUGGCACCCUUGCUGGACCCCACAACGCAGGCUGGCGUCCUCGUGUCUGUUCCCCUACAGAACUGGGGUGGCAACUACACCACCUGCUACGGAGGUUUGGGUGAUGGGCGAGUGUUGCUUGAGGUGCAUGCGGCCCCAGCGGAAGAAGCGGGAACAGCCGUCGACGGAACUGGAAUGACGCUGUCAAUGAUUUUUGGGGUUUCUCCUGAUGCGCCGUUUCGCGCUGCACCGCUGGCAUACCGCCUCGUUGCAUGCUACGAGCAGCGCGUGCUGCACCACCUGGCAAAAAGUGGAGGCAAGCUGGACGAUCUGCUCCUUGCCAAAUUUGGGAACGAAAAUGGCGGCAGCCCCUGCGCAUCCGAUGCCCUGCGGCCGCUGUUUGGCUAUUCCGCCUUGCUGCUUGGCGGGGAUGCUGAGAACAAGUCUUGCAGUACUAACGGCGCCAAAUGUAUGGACGAGCUCGUGUAUCAUGAGGCGAGCAACUCCGUGUUUUUGAACAAAGAACGCGAGAAGAAGGAGCAGGAGGAACGGCAAUGGGAGGAGGCCCUUUACCUCGCCCGAAACCUGGAGCCGCCCCACUGGCGGUUUCUGCGUGAGGCACUCGAAAAGGUGCAGCAGCAGGAAGUUGAGGAGCGUGAAAAAUUAAUCGCGGAUGCGUGGGCGCGUUACCGGGGGGGCCACCAGCUUUCCUUUCACGGCAUUGCCUUCGUUAUGCUGCCGUUUCUGCGGACGCAGGAAGUGUCUAUGGCGGAACUUAAGGAAACCGAACAACGUGAGUGGGAGCGACUUCUGCAGCGAUUUUCGGACCGCCACCGCCGGCUUUCUGCCGAAGAAACAAGACGCCGACUGGACGAGCAGUUUGCAUUUGAGCGGCGUCUACAACUGCUGCAGUGUUCCGUUGGCUUUGAUGUCCUUGUGGAGCGAGAAAAGGCAAUGCGUGCGAUGGUAGAGCGCGAUGAGGUGCUAGAGCGGCACGGCGGUGAACUGCAGGAAUGCUUGCUUGCCUUGCUGAUCUGCAGGCGCACGGAAGAUGCUCGUCAGACGACGCCUGUGAAGGAAGAGAGCGUCCUCGUUGCCGCUGGCUGCGGGGAAAAGGGGGCGCUGACACAAACGGAGGAACGGCUUGGGCGAGCGGUGAGCCGCUCGCAGGACUCGCAGCAGCCGCGACACGCCUUGAGUCACUCCAUGCAGUCACCGACAACCGAGGAUUUCAUGCGGAUGUUGGCGCAUGGCCGCCGCGGCUCCCCUGCCCUUUUGCCUCACGCAGCCACCGCGGCAACUUUAACUUUCCACGGCGUGAUGCCGAGGUGA
Trypanosoma conorhini is the source of this 2406-nucleotide messenger RNA. RefSeq lists its product as uncharacterized. The record is from RefSeq and is a predicted model, not a curated record. NCBI's taxonomy places the organism in Eukaryota, Euglenozoa, Kinetoplastea, Trypanosomatida, Trypanosomatidae. The transcript has a single exon. Bases 1 to 2406 code for a protein of 801 amino acids.